AUGCAGCGUCAGCUCUCGCGUUAUCUCACCUUUGCCUGGGCCAUCAUCAACUGUCUGGUAGCCGGUUCCAUCACUUGCUUCUCCGUCUACGCUCCCUUGUUCCAGAAACGCCUACACUACACCCAGCUGCGCGUCAAUACCAUUUCCAUCACCGCCGAGUUGGGCAUGUACCUGCCCGUGCCUAUCUUUGGCUUCCUCUGUGACCGCUACGGUCCUGGCAUUCCUUCGAUCUUGUCAGGCUGCUUCGCUGGCUUCGGUUACAUACUCGCAGCCUUCACAUACCGCAAUCCUGACUGGCCCUUUGCUGUCAUGGUCUUCUCCUUCGUCUGGGUUGGCAUGGCUACCAGCUGUAUGUACCUCAGUGCCGUCACCACCUGCGCAAAGAACUUUGGAAGAGGAAAACACAAGGGUCUCGCACUGGCUCUGCCCAUUGCUGCUUUUGGCUUGAGCGGCAUGUGGGAGAGUCAGGUGGGAAGUCGCCUGCUAUAUGAAAAGAAGCCUGACGGCACGCCUGGAGACAUUGAUGUCUUCCGUUUCUUCAUCUUCCUCGGAUGCACUCUGUUCUCAGCUGGUGCCAUCGGAUUCUUCCUGCUGAGGAUUAUCGACGAGGACGAGAUGAUUGAUGAAGCAAUUGAAGAGUUGGAACAAAGUGGUUUGCUCGAAGACAGUGCCUUCUUCAGAAGAGGCUCUCAUCACGAGCAUCAUGAUAGCUAUGGUGCCGUGCCAGAUGAGGAUGACGAGGAAGAGCGUCAACGCAAAGAAGAGGAAGCCCGUAAGAAGACAUGGCUGCUCAACGAGGAGACCAGCCGCUUCCUUUCUGACAGAACUAUGUGGCUACUCGCUGGUGGCUUCUUCCUCGUCACAGGUCCUGGUGAGGCUUUCAUCAACAACCUAGGCACAGUCAUUGGCACUCUAUACCCGCCCAACGUUCCCGACGAGGAUAUUCCUACGAGUGCUGCUACUCAUGUCUCGAUCGUUGCCAUUACGUCAACUAUUGCGCGUAUCUUGACAGGUACUCUGUCCGACUUGUUCGCUCCUACCUCUGUACCACACCAGCAUCGUAGAGGUCCUAACUCGCUCAUGUCCUCCAUGGCCACCUUGCCUGGCGCAGAUGCUGCAGAACCUCAAAAACGCCUUGAGAUCUCACGCAUAACAUUCUUGCUCGUCUUCUCACUCGUCAUGUCUAUUGGCCAGGCUGUUCUUGCUUCGGGUGUUGUGCAAGAACAUGGCGAACGCUUCUGGUGGGUCAGUGCGGCGGUCGGCGCAGGAUAUGGUGCUGUUUUCAGUUUGACCCCGAUCAUCACUUCGGUCGUCUGGGGAGUUGAGAAUUUUGGUACUAAUUGGGCUUGUGUUGCUACUGUGCCUGCUUUGGGAGCCACCCUAUGGGGACUGCUUUACAGUGCUGUCUAUCAAUAUGCAGCCAACGAAGGCGUAGAGGCAAGUAGCGAGCUAUGUUUCGGCCGCGCUUGUUAUGCGCCGACAUUUUGGGCCAUGGCAGUGAGCGUCUGGGUAGCAUGUCUUCUAUGGCUUUAUGCAUGGCGGGGUCCUGGCGGCUGGUAUAGGCGGGGCAUUGUGGUUUGA
This is a messenger RNA of Aureobasidium melanogenum CBS 110374, 1581 nucleotides long. RefSeq names its product MFS general substrate transporter. Lineage: Eukaryota; Fungi; Ascomycota; Dothideomycetes; Dothideales; Saccotheciaceae. Gene Ontology annotation, biological process: transmembrane transport. Gene Ontology annotation, cellular component: membrane. The transcript has 2 exons. The record is from RefSeq and is a predicted model, not a curated record. Gene Ontology annotation, molecular function: transmembrane transporter activity. Bases 1 to 1581 code for a protein of 526 amino acids.